AUGAAGGCAGCUGCUACUCCACAUUGCCAGCUGCUUCUCAUGUUGCUGGUGGUGUCAACGCUGCUACCAGGGACAAAGGGGUUAUCGCUGCUUGUUCAGAGAACAAUUGCCAGGACCAUCAUGUUACAAGAGAGCAUCAGUGAAGGUCAGUUUGGAAAAGUUUGGCGAGGCAAGUGGUGGGAAGAAGUUGCUGUGAAGAUAUUCUCUUCUAGGGAAGAACACUUGUGGUUCCCAGAGCCAGAGUUUUAUGAGACUGUGAUGUUAUGUCAUGAAAACAUCCUAGGAUUUAUAGCAGCAGACAACAAAGACAAUGACACAUGGACUCAACUGUGGCUGAUGUCUGAAUACCAUGAGCAUGGGUCCCUUUUUGGUUACUUGAAUGGACAUGUUACAGUGGAAAGAAUGGUCAAAUUUAUUCUGUUUAUGACAAGCGGUUUUGGCCAUCUUCACACGGAGAUGGUUGGUACCCAAGGAAAGCCAGCUAUUGCUCCCAGAGAUUUGAAAUCGAAGACUAUCUUGGUGAAGAAGAAUGGAACCUGUUCUAUUGCAAACCUGGGACUGGCUGUGAGACAGGAUUCUGCCACAGAUACAAUUAGGAUUGCUCCAAACCACAGAGGAGUCACAAAAACAAGGAGUGCUGGUCAUUGCCACGACAAUCAACAGUGUCAGCUGUUUCUUCUUGGAGCUGCACCAUACUCAGAGAGUCUCUUAUUGGCUUUUACCUUUUAUACUUACUUCCAUCAUGGGAAAUUCCUCAUUGAAGGUGUGGUUCAAUGCCUAGAUAAGUUUGUGCUAGAAGAAUCUUGCAAGGAAAGGUUUGAUUAG
Molecule: messenger RNA, 825 nt
Organism: Peromyscus leucopus (white-footed mouse)
Lineage: Eukaryota; Metazoa; Chordata; Mammalia; Rodentia; Cricetidae
Product: TGF-beta receptor type-1-like
Biological process (GO): cellular response to growth factor stimulus; protein phosphorylation; heart development
Cellular component (GO): plasma membrane; activin receptor complex
Molecular function (GO): activin binding; ATP binding; transforming growth factor beta receptor activity, type I
Source: RefSeq, a predicted model, not a curated record